Porites evermanni is the source of this 336-nucleotide messenger RNA. NCBI's taxonomy places the organism in Eukaryota, Metazoa, Cnidaria, Anthozoa, Scleractinia, Poritidae. The record is from the annotation of a GenBank genome assembly.
AUGGUUCUGAUUGAUGGUAACAUACAUUAUCAGGGAUAUGAUGAAAUUCAUAUCAGAGAGAAAAUUAAAGACUUAAUGAAAGGAAAAGAAAUGCUGCAGGACAUUACAGCAGACGAUUUUGAUUUUGUCUGUGUUUGUAAUAAGAAGAUAAGAAAGCCCAAUGGGAACGUCCAAUUUGAUGCCCUUGGAGUUAAUACUGUUUAUCCUACAGGAGUAAUUUAUGCAAGACUUAGCAAAAGUGUGAAUCUAGUGUUCAUGGUAUUUUUCUUUUCAGUUCAGUCCUUAUUAAGUAAUGCUGAGAAUAAUUUUGCACAAAAACACAGAGCUGCAAAGUGA